This is a messenger RNA of Necator americanus (New World hookworm), 240 nucleotides long. RefSeq lists its product as uncharacterized. The transcript has a single exon. The record is from RefSeq and is a predicted model, not a curated record. Bases 1 to 240 code for a protein of 79 amino acids. Lineage: Eukaryota; Metazoa; Nematoda; Chromadorea; Rhabditida; Ancylostomatidae.
AUGGAAGAACUGCAAGAGGAAAUCCGUCCCGACGACGUUUUUGUCGUUGUAGACGAGGUCGUGGGAGCCGAGGUUACCGAGGAGAACGCUUAUCACGAGGAGGCGCUGGCACCAAAAGAUACGAGCGAGACAAGACGUCUCAACGAGGAGAUAUUACGUGUUCUCACCGAAAAAAAGGGACCUGGAGCGACGGAUUCACGAGAUGGCGAACGAGAAGACUUGCCCUCGCCGCAGAUUUGA